Messenger RNA from Zerene cesonia (dogface butterfly), 1123 nucleotides. RefSeq lists its product as uncharacterized. Lineage: Eukaryota; Metazoa; Arthropoda; Insecta; Lepidoptera; Pieridae. The record is from RefSeq and is a predicted model, not a curated record. The coding region runs from base 152 to 799 and encodes 215 amino acids. The transcript has 3 exons.
AAAAUGCAUUUUACUGUAAAUGACCAUGUGACUGAGAUAAAUUUAAACUUGGCACACAUCCAUUGACAUCAGUGAUGUGUUUGCACAGUAAUGACAAAAUUUUGGUUGAACAGUGAUAUAACAUAACCCCAGAAGUGAAUGAAUUUAUAUAAUGCCAUCAAUUAUGAGUAAUAUACCUGAUGUUAAAUCAACAAUAGUGAAGGAAGUGCCUGUGGGAUCUACUGCCGUCUUGAACUGUAUCAGUAAUGACUUUAACCAUAAUUUCAUGUUUUGGCUUUUUGACAAAAACAAAGUUAUUGGUCCAGGAAACUUGUAUGAUGAAAGAAAAUACAAAUAUGAAGUUUUAUCCGGAAGACUACAUAUUGAUAAUGUAUCCCCAACAGAAUCUGGCUAUUACAAAUGUGUUUCAAAAAACCUUGAUGGAUCAGGGAUAGCUGUUGGUGAAGUGGAGAUGAUAGUAAAAGGAUCCGUAUUUACAGCAAUGGAUGCUGUGAAGUUAGUUGCCAUUGUUCUGUCUAUCCUUGUGAUCAUUGCUUGUGCUGUGAUUUACUUCAGGCUAAGGAAACAGUGGAAAAAGUAUGAUGGGAGAACUGUUGUUCCAGUGGAUGAUGAAGAUGAGGAAGGCGAUGAAAUAUACAACCGUACAACUACUUCCAUAACAGAACCUGUACCUGGCCCAAGUAGGAACCCAUCUUCUGAGCAUUUGAUAUAUGGCAUAGACAACCAAGGUCUAGACACCGAUUUUAAUUCUGUGUUUGAAAAUAUACAAAUAAAAUCUCCACAGGCUAGCUUGAUAUAAUUUAUUAAUGCAAUACAGUAAUUUUGCUCUAACUCUUAGACUAGGAUAACAUUUAAGUUAUAACCACUUAAAUUAAUUCUCAAAUACAUUUUUAUUAUGUUAUUAUAAUAAGACAAUUUAAAAUUGUGCAUUCUAGAGUAGGUAGGGCUCAGUAAUUUAUAGCAAACAAUAUUGGUGUAAUACAAUAUUAAAAUUUGUUUCAUACUACAUACAUUACUGUGAAUUAGGUAAUUAUUGUUAUUGUAUAAUAGAAGGUAUAACAUGUAGAUAAUGUAACUUCCCUAAUGUAACAUACUAGAAUUAAAUAUAUGUAUAUUUUUUGGC